CGGAAACGUGGGGUGCGGCCGCGGCCGUGCGGCUGGGCCUGUAAUUCGCCGACCCUGCCCGCUGCUUUGCAGACGCAACGGGCGAGUUUGUGCUGUUCCACUGCUGACGCGGGCUGCAAAUGAAAUGUAGACGCAUUCGGGACUUGCUUUGAGCUUCUUGGAAAACGCACUGAUGUGCCCAGUGAAUUGAGUUUUAUUGUAUUUGGCCGACGCUGGAAGUCUCCAGAAAGUCGAAAUACUUAGAGGGGAGCAAUAGCGCGAGUGGGCAUUGCAAGAGUUUCUAGAAUUAAGACCGCAGUUUCAGGGAGAGCUCACUGGCUACAGUGAUCCACAGUCAACCCUUCCACUAGCCGUCUUUUCAGGAUGAUUUUCAGCCUCUAACUUUAAGAAGGCAAACAUGGCAUCAGCUGCCCAGCGUAAAAGGAUGAGUCCUAAGCCAGAGCUGACUGAGGAGCAGAAGCAGGAGAUCCGGGAGGCUUUCGAUCUCUUCGAUGCUGAUGGGACAGGAACCAUAGAUGUUAAGGAACUUAAGGUGGCAAUGAGGGCACUGGGCUUUGAACCCAAGAAAGAAGAAAUCAAGAAAAUGAUAAGUGAAAUUGAUAAGGAUGGGACAGGGAAAAUGAACUUUAGUGACUUUUUGACUGUCAUGACUCAGAAAAUGUCUGAGAAAGAUACCAAAGAAGAAAUCCUGAAGGCUUUCAAGCUCUUUGAUGAUGAUGAGACUGGGAAGAUAUCUUUCAGGAAUCUGAAGCGCGUGGCCAAGGAGCUGGGGGAGAACCUCACUGACGAGGAGCUGCAGGAGAUGAUCGACGAGGCGGACCGCGACGGAGACGGGGAAGUGAGCGAGCAGGAGUUCCUGCGCAUCAUGAAGAAGACCAGCCUGUACUAGGGCCGCUCUCGUCCCCCUGCGCGAGCCGCGCGCCUGCAUGUCGGGCCCGCCCUGUGUAAACCCGGCUUCGGGGAGCACACACUGUUCCCUCACCGACCGCGCUUCCUACCUAGCACCAACCUCCAUGUGUUCUAGGCUCGUGAAAGUGUUCGAUGGUGGAGGUCCUCUGCUGACCCCCUCGGCGCCCAGGUGGGGCGACCACAGAACGACUUCCCAGACAAGCACACGUCCCCGGGCGUCUCUCCCAUGGUUCCAAUUUUCCCUGACACCCGAGUGUGGCUUCCUUUUUCUAAAACCCCGUGAAUCGGUCUCCCUUGCACUUGGAUGUGCAUUUGUGUGACUUGUUUUGUCUUAAAAAUAAAGUCUUUCUUACUUUGAACAGGGUCUGCCACGCCCUCUUCCA
This is a messenger RNA of Talpa occidentalis (Iberian mole), 1292 nucleotides long. RefSeq names its product centrin 2 (gene CETN2). Gene Ontology annotation, molecular function: calcium ion binding. Bases 398 to 889 code for a protein of 163 amino acids. The transcript has 5 exons. The record is from RefSeq and is a predicted model, not a curated record. Gene Ontology annotation, cellular component: centriole; centrosome. Gene Ontology annotation, biological process: mitotic cell cycle; nucleotide-excision repair; centriole replication. Lineage: Eukaryota; Metazoa; Chordata; Mammalia; Eulipotyphla; Talpidae.